UUUGGAUCUGACGUCAUUUGUCGCUUGUGUUUUUUUUUUUAUGAAUGAAAGAAUCCAGCCUUCAGAGAAAAGCGGAGUAAAUUCCGGGAAAAGGAACGUUGAACGUUUCGUCGCCCGAGUGUUUUCGACACCCGCAGACGCUCUGCCGGUUUUGGACGGAGGAUAUAAACUGAAGAGGCACGAGACAUGACAACAGAAAUAAACAGCAAAGCCUUGAAGGUGAAGCAGGAAUGUGGUGAGAAUGUGCCCUUCCUGUCGGACAGCGAGCUCAUGUCGCUCUCCGUGCGUGAGCUGAACCUCCACCUCCGCGGGCUUUCCCGGGAGGAGAUCCAGAAGCUGAAACAGCGCCGCCGCACCUUGAAGAACCGAGGCUACGCCGCCAGCUGCCGGGUGAAGCGCGUCUCCCAGCGCGAGGCGCUCGAGCAGCAAAAGCAGGAGCUCCAGAGGGAGGUGGAGAGGCUCGGGGCGGAGAACGCCGGUAUGAGGAAAGAGCUGGAGGGCCUCGGCGCCCGCCUGGCUGCCCUGCAGAGGUUCGCAAGAAGCCUCGAGGUUGGAGGGGGCAACCUGCUGGCCACCGCCCCACGCCUCAACACCGCCUCAGUUAUUACCAUCGUGAAGAGUCCACAGCAGCCGCAGACUCAGCGAGAACCGUCGUAGAAGGAGGUUCUGCAGCUGGACUGGGGAGGGACACGAGUUGCAGUGCAGACAGACAUGUCACCACGGCAACAGGAAAGCGCUACACACUCCUCUGCAUCACGCCUCGUUCACAUUAACACACACCAGUCAGAGUGGCUCUACAGUGAUGCCACCUGGUGGACAAUAGUUGCAUUCAUUCUUCAGAACUGAAGACCAAAGGUUUGAAUCUGAUCCUGAAGAGACCCGUGUAAACCCCGGUAUGAACCCAGUGCGCAAAAACAGGUUUGACGUGAAAAGGACUAGAGGGUAAAAAAAAAAAAAAGACAAUCCAGAACAAAAACACAGCAUCAUGGAACAAAACUAGCACAAAUAAUCAUCAUGUAAAAAGGCCGUCUGACAACACAAAUAUUUGAAUAUUUUAAUGAUCAGUUUUGUUUAACGAUUGGGGAGGAGGAAACUUGAAACUUGUUUUGGCAGAUUGUUUUAACCAGCUAUCUUUUUAACUGGCUUUAAAAGUAGAAUUAAAACAUCUUAAACUGCUUUUAAUGGGAUUAAAUAUGAGACAAUCUGAUUUUAAAGUGGUUUAGCUUCAGGAUGAGCAGAUUUACAGUGUUUUUAAUGGAUUUGUGGACUGGUUUUAUUCCAAUCUAAAUCAACAGUAGACUGGUUUAAAUGGUCUAAAUAUACCAUUAUUAUUAUUGGUCAAAAUGGAAUGGGACCUUUGUUAGCAUCUGAAAAAAUCCAUAGUCAAGGUCCAAUCCCUCAAGGGCUGGACAUCAAAGACAAUUAGUGUGUUUUUUUUUUUUUUUUUUUUUUUUAAGAAAUUUGCUCACACACAAAGAGACAAAGAACCUGAACCUUCAAAUCCAAAAUGUUUUACAUUAUGAAAGUAAAUUCAAGAAGAACAGAUGUUUCCAGUAAAAGUUAUGUCCUUUAUUGUGCAGAUUGUUUAUGUACCUAAAAUUUGUGAAAAGUUUGAGAUUCCUGAUGCACUCCAGCGCUGAUCUACCAUCUCAGCUGGAGACUUUAAAAGUGCCCCCCCCCCCCCCCCAAAAAAAAAAUUAAUGACGUCAUAGUUAAAGAUGAAAGCCGUUUUUACUCAGUGUAUUUCAACUGUCGUUUGUAAACUGAUUCAGAAAUGCAGCAGGUUUAAUGUGAACGAGGCGUGGAUGAGCUGACGAGGAACCAGUUAGUGCACACAAACAUGCACAAAACCCUCAUUCAUUCACUCACAAAGUCUCCACCGACUAACUGAAGUCAGACGAGGAAACCGCUUGAGCUCACGGCGCUACGCUAAGUGUCGGGAUCGAGCGAAUGGUCUCUGGAUUAUUAAUGUGCUCGGCGUCUGAAGGUGUUCUGUGCGUCUCCGAGUUUUGAUUUUUUUUUUUUUUAUAUUUAAAAUGCGUUAAAGGCUGCGGCAUACUUCACACACUGGCAGAAUGUGGGAGGGAGAGGCGUGGCCAACUAACUGACAUUCAAAGAAGCGCUCAAGCCUCUUGUACUAACUGCUCAGAUGUGCGACAAAUCGUGAACUCGAUUACACAAUUUGUCUUCGGAAACAAUGAAAAGUGGAUCACAAUGAGGAUAAAUUUGACACACUUCACAAGUGUCCUCGUAUAAUCUGAUUCUUUUCACAAGGACGGGAUGCGUUUUUCCACCCCGAACUGUGUAAAUGUGUGAAAAGGGGAAACUUAUUUUUUUUUAUGAUUUGAUGUGCAGGGGUCAUGUGACCCCUGCCCGAAGGGCGUCGCAGCCUUUAGAUAAAGUGUAGUGUUUUGCCACCUGCGAUCAGUUAUCUCCUUGAAUAUCGACCCAUUCAGAGUCACAUGACAUCAACAGUGCAGAAGCUCUGCAGCAGUUUGUGACAUUUUGACUCGCGAGAAAGUAUCGGUCAGAUUUCUCACUGAACGUGGUGCCUUCAAUAUAUCAUGUUACAAAAAUGCAAACUCGUCUUUCCAAAUAAUCCACCUCUGCUCCUUUCAGUAUCAUCGCUCUGUAACGAGUCUGCAGCAGCUUUCUUUUUUUUUUUUUUUUUUUUUUUUUAUAUAUAUAUAUAUAUCUGAUCGACUCCCAACAUCCAUGUUGGUCAGUUUACAAAAAAGAAGGAAUGUCGAAGCAGAGUUGCAUCUGCUAAGAAUGACACUGGAUGCUAACUCUCUGUGGGCGUUCCUUUUGUUUUAUUUGUAACGUUUUUAUGUGCUGUUGAGACAAAAUAGACAUUUAUCAGAGAUAUAUAUUCUAUAUUUUAUUUGUAUUUAAAAGUAGAUAUUAUGAAGACAAGCUAACGAGUGCUGUGACGUUAUACGUGUUCAGACGUACUUAUGACUAGUUUGUGGGGAAAUUCUCCCGUCUAAUUAUUGUGUGCUGAUGACGAUGAUUAGCUUAAAUAUGUGGAAGAUUAAUUGUGUAGAAAUGCGCUCAAAGGUCACGUGGUGAUUUUUAUGUGUUGUCAUGUUUGUAUUAGGAGUGUAACAAUACGCCCAACGCAAAAUGAUAUGCCCGGCGAUCUUAAAUAUAUGUAUCGUGAUAUGCCACACAUUACGAUAAGUAUCACGAUAUGCCACCACACUUUGAUGUCACGAUAUCUAUCAUGAUGCACCCAUCGCGACAGGGCACACAUUGUGAUACAAUGUCACGAUACACCCAUCAUGAUAUGGCGCCAUGCUUCAAUAUCACAAAAUGUACUUGUUCACACCCAUCGCAAUAUGGCACACGUUACAAUAUGGUAUCAAUAUGCCAUCGCACUUCAAUAUCAUGACAUACCCAUUGCGAUACGGCACACAUUACAAUAUGGUAUAAUAUGCCAUCGCACUUCAAUAUCAUGAUACACCCAACACGAUGAUGCAUAUAUAGCAGUACGGUAUCACGAUAUGUAUCAUGACACACCCAUCGUGAUAUGGCACACAUUACGAUACGGUAUCAUGAUCUGCAUCUUGAUACACCCAUUACCAUAGGGCACACAUUAUGAUACAAUAUCAAGAUAUGCCAUUAGAUAUCACGAUACAUCGUGAUACACACGUUGUUAUACAGCACACAUUACGAUAUCACGUAUGCCAUCAUACGUUGAUAUCACGAUACAUCGUGAUAGAAUAUUCCGAUAUGCCAUCACACUUCAUUAUCACGAUACAUUGUGAUAACGAAUAUGAGACACAUUAAGAUAAGGUGUCAUCAUAUGCAUCACAAUACACCCAUUAUGGUGCAGCACAUAUUACAAUACAGUAUCACGGUGCACAUUUUGAUACACCCAUCACAAUAUGCCACACAUUACGAUACGUAUUCACAAUACGCCUACUGACACCAAUUAUGCAAUUAUUAAACAGAACAAAUAAUUCUGUAUAGCUUGUAGUCCCAAAUGUUACUGGUUUUUUGUUUGCACAUUUUUAUAAAUCACAUCCUUUUUUUAUCAUAUGUUCUUCCAUUAUAACAAUAUCAUGAUACAGAUCUCAGAACUUAAUACGAUUCAAUACAGGCUCAAGGAUGCGAUUAUCAUUAUGUAGGACGUAUUGUUACACUCUUAUCUUGUAAUAAUUCCUGGAUUCUUGGAGGGACAUUAUUUUUGACGAUAUGUUGUGUUGCUGCAUGUUGAAGGAAAACUGUAAAAUUGUCUGACAGGGAGAGGAGGAGUCUGAGGAAACGUGUAACGGUGGAAACAGGAAGUUGGCAAGUGGACAGAGAAAGAAGGUAGAAAUGUGUCGUUUGAUUCAUCACUUGAAAACAGUCAUAGGCCAAGAAGUUCUAACUCAGCUCCAACAGGCUUAGAAUUAAACAGUGUGAGCAAUAUUGUUGUACAUAAAGAGACAGAUUGUGUUUAUUUAUCGACGGGAAUAUCAGCCUGGCAAACAUGUAUUCUCUAUAGUUUGUCACAUCUGUCAAAUAGUGCUGGAUGUUUUGUAACCUGCAAAACAAAGAUGGUCUUUGUAUUUAUUACCUGUAUUUUUUCUAUUGUGAAAAUUAAGUAUAUUGUCUAUUUUAUAUAUUAAUUAUAAUAAAUGUUGUACAUAUUGUACAUAAAAUGG
Molecule: messenger RNA, 4652 nt
Organism: Thalassophryne amazonica
Lineage: Eukaryota; Metazoa; Chordata; Actinopteri; Batrachoidiformes; Batrachoididae
Gene: maff
Product: v-maf avian musculoaponeurotic fibrosarcoma oncogene homolog F
Exons: 3
Coding region: 187-657 (156 amino acids)
Biological process (GO): regulation of epidermal cell differentiation; regulation of transcription by RNA polymerase II
Cellular component (GO): nucleus
Molecular function (GO): RNA polymerase II cis-regulatory region sequence-specific DNA binding; DNA-binding transcription factor activity, RNA polymerase II-specific
Source: RefSeq, a predicted model, not a curated record